AUGAUUUGGUCAUCUCACUCAUGGUGGACGCUGCUCAGCGUGGCCCUUCUGAGCCACCUGGCGAUAGCACUUCCAGCCGUAGAGCAUGCCACAUCCGCCGCUGCGAAUAUCUGCAACGGACGCUCAGAGUACUGCUCGCGCGCAUACUCGGAAGUCACAUUCGUCGGAUCCCACGACUCGGCAUUUGUGGGCGAAUUACCUCAGCAGAAUCAGGACAUUGAUGUGACCGCACAGUUGAACAUGGGUAUUCGAUUUCUGCAAGCUCAGACCCACCAUUCACUCAUCGACAAGAAUGUUCUGGAGCUGUGCCACACCUCGUGCUUGCUGGAGGAUGCAGGGACUCUUGAGUCCUAUCUUCGUACCAUCAAGACCUUCCUGGACGCCAAUGCCAACGAAGUGGUGACGCUUCUACUCACCAAUGGUGAUUCUGUGGGCAUUACCGAGUUCAACGAAGCUUUUGCGAGCAGUGGAAUCGAUCGAUAUGCAUUUGUUCCUUCGUCCAAUCCUUUGCCGCUGGAAUCUUGGCCGACGUUAGGACAAAUGAUUUCCCAAGGAACCAGACUAGUCGUCUUUCUAGACUACGGUGCCAACACCGCCAAAGUAAACUACAUUCUCGACGAGUUUGCAUACUACUUUGAGACUCCUUACGAUGUGACAGACUCGACUUUUUCCGGAUGCAGCAUCGAUAGACCUUCUGGAGCCUCGCCGUCCGGCCGCAUGUAUAUCGUCAAUCAUUUCCUAGACGUCGACAUUUUCGGAAUCAAGGUUCCAGACCGUACGGCGGCGAGCUCUACAAAUGCAGCCACUGGCAAAGGUAGUAUAGGUGCGCAAGCUGCAGUGUGCCAGAGCCUGUACAACAGAAUGCCAAAUGUGGUCUUGUUGGACUUUGUGGACAAGGGCAGUGCGAUCCAAGCUCAAAACGCACUGAAUGGGGUGUAA
Molecule: messenger RNA, 939 nt
Organism: Penicillium diatomitis
Lineage: Eukaryota; Fungi; Ascomycota; Eurotiomycetes; Eurotiales; Aspergillaceae
Exons: 2
Coding region: 1-939 (312 amino acids)
Biological process (GO): lipid metabolic process
Molecular function (GO): phosphoric diester hydrolase activity
Source: RefSeq, a predicted model, not a curated record